Alternaria viburni is the source of this 699-nucleotide messenger RNA. RefSeq lists its product as uncharacterized. The record is from RefSeq and is a predicted model, not a curated record. The transcript is spliced from 2 exons. The coding region runs from base 1 to 699 and encodes 232 amino acids. NCBI's taxonomy places the organism in Eukaryota, Fungi, Ascomycota, Dothideomycetes, Pleosporales, Pleosporaceae.
AUGGGGGAGCGCUAUAGCACACCGUCCCCACUGCUACAAGAAUUGUCCGCGUACACACUGCCAGAUCCGCCCGUUUGGCCGAAUGCGGAUCACUUAGCUGGUCAAUCUGGACCGGCGCGACACGUACCGGCGCAACACGUACCGGCGCAACAAAUUUCGGCACAGAAUCUACCGGCACAGCAUCCACAAGCACAACCCAUACUAGCACCCCACAUACCCAAGAAACGCGGCCCAUAUAAGACAAAGGACAAGUCUCUUAAAGCGGCUAGGAUCUCGCCGGAAAACAGAGUAGUGGGUAGAGGCGGCAUGGUCAGUUUGGGUCACUCGAAAGAGGUGACGGAUAUGCUCAAGGCGCAGGCAGAGGCGCAGGCACAAGCAUCAUCACAGGCGCAGGUACAAACACCGGUGCAAACACAACUUCAAGCACAAGUCCAACUCCAACCCCAAGCACCGGCACAGCCUCGGAACGAGGAAGUACAGAAGGAAGUUGAGACGAAGCUAGAUACGCCGCUGUUAACAGAUACCACAUCGAUAGAUGAGAAUAAGAAUGAGCCGAUGGAUAGAGGUGCGGUACUGCCGCCGUGUCCGUUCACGAAUCAGACGGGUACAGCGACAGUGCAGGAGCAGGGAGAUGUGUCGAUGGUGGGUAAGACAGCGGACGGCCGUGAGAAGGGGAAGGGGAGGGCGGUGCAGAUGUAG